GUAACGCUUCUGACCAUCAAGCGAUCUUAGACUACGUCAGGAACCACGACACCACUCAGUUUCCGUGCAAUCUAGCACUUCACAGCACUUGCGAAUAUCUACCCAUCGAAACAUAUACUUUGUUGAAUUUAAUCACUCCCAGCAAUUAGUGCCCCGCGAUUGUCCGCGACAAUGGGAGGUAAAUCCUUUACACUGCCACCAAAACCACCCCAAGAUGAGGUCGCUCCUGCCUUGGAUGGGGACCAUCAGGAUACAGCAGCAGGUGCGCAUGGAAAGAAAGGGGAAGAUGGCAAACCUACCUACAAAUCCUUCAAGUAAGUAACCCUUUCCGAGAGCCGUAUCUUGAUUGCAGGGUGGAAGAACACUGCCUACAUUCUACAUCCGAUCCACUGCCACGAUGACCGACCCAUCCUCCAAACCUCAACUUGCGGAACGAAUUGGGACGAAUACAGGCAUCCGGCCAAACAUGGUUGUAUGGGCUAUACCUGUGACUGCUGUGGAUACAAAUCGGCUCGUCGCAAACACGCUCAACGAACCUGCGAGAAAUGUUGGCCUCUCCCAAGUGCCCAUGAGAGGAAAUCCCUCAGCUACGCACCACAGCCCAGAGGGACUGAUCUCAACCACACAUAUAAAUUUCAACAGCAGACGUAUUUCAACUGUGUCUACCAUAGCAGAUGUGUCUAUGGACUCUGGCAGUGGAUCUUCAGAUGUGGCGGAAUUCACGAAUAACAGCAGCAGCGCCAGUGGUUCAAGGGAGCUAAUAAAGAACCCUAGGAAAAAGUUUCGAAAACUACGAAUCGUAUUUGAUGAGAAGAUGCGACUUAGCAACGAUCUUUAUGAGAGAGAACAGAAGCUAGAGGCUCUGAUCAAGAAGCUCGCUUUGGAAAAUGAGUAGGUACACCCUUUUCCAUGUGUUUCCUUUUCCAUCAGCUAGAGACAACUAACUAACAGCUCCAUUUCAGCCAAAUUCUUGACCUCCUACUUGACAUCAAUGAUUCCCCCCAAAUACCUGCUGAAAAACGGUUCGAUCUAUCAACUGAUGCCCCAGGCGUGCCUUCACUCCACGCAGUUCCUCCUUUGGUCAGCCAUGAGGAUAUCACUAAAGCCGCCGAACUCGAUACUCCAGCUGGUCAAGCGAUAUACAAGGAGAUCCGUAAGAUGCUUGAUGAGAAGACAGCUGCUACUGCAGCAGCUCAUAACGUCGGCAAACCACCAAAACCCCUUUGUAUCCUGGAAGGUACAAUUCCUCAUCUCUCCACGUCGAGUCAGCAACUUCCCAAGGAUUUUCUCGAAACUCUCGAAGUCCCAGAGGGUCAUAGUGUGCCAUUGACGUAUACAACUCCGGAUCAAAUCGAUGACUACCAUUUUGAUAUUGAUGCCUCACUCGGAACUGCCCCACCAGCUCCUCACCCAAAUCCACCGCCAAAUCAAGAUCUUGCUCUUCGAAACCCCAAUAGCGUAUACAACUGGCUUCGCAAGAAUGAACCCAAAGUCUUCCUCCAAGAUAACGAAGGCAGCGAAAAGUCUCUCGGAAAGCCUGGUGCUCUUCGCGGUGCCGGAAAACGUGCAAGUAUGCCUGCGCCUUCUAAGCCAGAUGCUUUAGAGUUUGUGGAAGAAGAUGGCAUUGGUUAUGAUCCUUCGGUGGCUGGUCAACAAGCAACCAUUAAGGGCAAAAGAAAGAGAGAGGAAGGCGAUGAUACUCCGUAUCACGGCAAAGCUGGAAAGGUUGAUGACUCGGGUACGAAACCUAGGGUUAAGCGGGCAUACAAUCGGAGAAAGAAACCCAAAAACGGUGAUGCCGAAACGCCAGUGAAACCUGAGAAGAAGAAGGGAGGUAGAAAGGCCAAAGAGAAGUUGAGCAGUCCACCCCCUGGUCAACAUCCAUUUGGCCCUAUGUAA
Molecule: messenger RNA, 1899 nt
Organism: Hymenoscyphus albidus
Lineage: Eukaryota; Fungi; Ascomycota; Leotiomycetes; Helotiales; Helotiaceae
Source: the annotation of a GenBank genome assembly